AUGUAAUAAUAAAAUUUGCAGGUAAAAAAAAUUUACCUAUUAAUAGAGAAAAUAAUUCAAGGGUUAGUUUUAUAUCCAGAUAAUGGGUAUGAUGAAAUUUAAUAGUUCAAAGCAUAUUCUUUAUCCAUUAGGUUCUACUUUAGUAGUUAGACAUAGAAUUACAAAACAACAAACUUUUUAAAGGUAUGGAAAAGUGGUAUAUUAAAUUAGAGGACAUGAUAAUUAGAUCUCUGUAAUAAUAGUUUCUCGAACUGGAGAUAAUAUUGUUUCUGGAUAGAAAAAAUAUAUUGUGUUCCAAGCUGAAAUAAUAGGGAUUUCAAAGAUAGAAGGAUGA
Paramecium pentaurelia is the source of this 334-nucleotide messenger RNA. The record is from the annotation of a GenBank genome assembly. Lineage: Eukaryota; Ciliophora; Oligohymenophorea; Peniculida; Parameciidae.